AUUUCAGACCACGUUUUGUUUUAUUGAAUAUCCCAAUGACCACUACCUUUUGCAAAUGUUAAUGAAGAACUUUGAAAAGUAUAAAAGUGGUGUGUGUAAGGAAGAAUUGCAUUAUGGACAGAUCAAUCCACACAGAUCAAUCCACGACAGACUGAUAAACUUUCACCUAGCUUAAAGUCGAUUCAUCUCAUCGUCGAUGGAGUGGAAACACCUAGAAUCUCCAACUCUUUUUCCUGUUAACUCCUCAGUUUCUGAAGUAGAAAGAAGCCCAUACUUAAAAGCCUUACUCGUUUCUGCAAAAGUGGACAGAAAAAUGGAUUAUCAUCCUUCACAACUUGAUUCUCCAGUUUCCUUGAAGGAAGAGGAGGAGUCUACUCUGUGUCAACAAUGGCAGUUCUCAAUACAUCAGAAUCUGGAGAAUCAAGUGAACUCUUUAUUAGACAAAGUGAGUAUGUCUUGUGCAAAAGGAUACGCAAUUAACCAUAACUUGACUGGCCAAAUCGAAAACAUCGAGAAUCAACAACGAAAUCCCAGUUCACCAGAUCGUUUGCCCAGCAGAUUAGCGUCUCCAUGGAUUAAAGAAGAUUAUUUCUUGUCAGAUGAGCGCCUCCGUUUCUUGUUUGAUGACCCGAGGCUAUUGCAGGAACUUGUGUCUGAGGAAAAUCUCAGAGCUUCUUCCCAUAAUAUUGAUCUGGAAAAUUUUUCAAACGGCGACCACCCGGCCAUUCAGUUGGUGACUUUCUCUCGCCUUUGCCGUCUUUACGAGUCAGUUUUAAGUCCGAUUAGUAUUCGCCUAAGUUAUUCUGGGACCACGCCUGUUAUUCUGGUGAUCAACUCGGAAGCUGAAUACAAGUUUAUCAGCAUGAGUACCGAAAUCACUGACAUCCAGAAAUUACCCGACUGCGCCGAAAUUCCAUUCAUCAUUUCCGAGCUACUCAACAACUUCGACGAGAAGAUCGACCGCAAUCGGUAUAUAUUCCUACUGUACAACGUAUACUACGAAUGUUGGGAACUGGUUGGAUCCCUCAGUGAUGCUUCCUUCAACACUGCAAUUACGGUGGAAACUCCAUUCGAACAUCCAUCGGAUGUUGUAUUGGUUUCCGUUGAAGACCAGGACUGUGUUUUACUUCUGUCAAACGAUCAUCACAUGGAUGUCGAAGACUCUACUCAAACAGCCGAAGCAGACCUUCAGUGCAUUGAUGAGUUGACUACUGAAGCUAUGCAUCAACAUUUGAAUGACAAUCCUCAAGAGGAGGAUACUAUGUUGCUACAGGAUCGACUAGAGCAUCAGAUUUACUCUUGCCCGGAUUUCAUUUUCCCUUGGUUGAUUGACAUGAUGAUGUCACCUUCGAUAUCACCUUCGAUAUCACCCUCGAUAUCACCCCCUAUCAUAACGGUCGAUGAAGAUGAGCCAACACCGAAAGAACCUGAAAUUGCACAAGUCAAAAAGUUCAAAUGUGAAACUUGUGAAAAGGUAUUUCGUUUGAAAUGUACUUUGAAUGCUCACCAAGUGAUACACAACCCAGCGAAAUGGAAGCAAUGCUCUUAUUGCGAUUAUAAAACACCUCGAUCUACUACAAUGAAAAACCACGUCACGAGGUAUCAUUGGUGUGAAACUCAGAAAAAAAACGACGUUUAGUAACGUUUCCGUACUUCCCAGACCAUUUGUUUGUUCAAUCAGAAUGGAAUAAUCCCUUCUGUUAAAAUGUGAAACCCAACUUUACCAAGUUCAGUGAGAGAAAGGAAAAUAUUCUCAGAAGUAUUGUGUUUCUUUUCUGUUAAAGGAAUCAAUUCAAUUUAUUCCUAAUGUUAAAAGUGCACUUCCAAAUAGAUUGAAGACAAAAAGAA
Daphnia pulicaria is the source of this 1848-nucleotide messenger RNA. RefSeq lists its product as uncharacterized. Bases 197 to 1639 code for a protein of 480 amino acids. NCBI's taxonomy places the organism in Eukaryota, Metazoa, Arthropoda, Branchiopoda, Diplostraca, Daphniidae. The record is from RefSeq and is a predicted model, not a curated record. The transcript is spliced from 5 exons.